GCGACGUUUGUGUAUCCCGCUUUGAAGGCUUGUUUUCUGGAUGCGUAGCGGUAUUUCUAGCUUGUGGACGCGUCGCAGGCACUAAUAGGUACACUGCACGAGCAGUCUAAUCUGUGGAUGACCAGAACACGAGGAGUUGAUGCUGAAGGCGUCCUCAUCGGGCAUCGGCAUCGUCCUCACGCUCCGUCGUCGUCUCGCACUUACGCCAACAACGAUAAUAACAGAUUCAUGUCGUGGUUUUCUUCAGGUUCAGUCUCGAAACAGCAGCGAUUUUGCUGCUCGAUUUGCUGGACAGCUUGGGAAGAGGCGAAUAUUGGGCGAUGGUCCGAGUUCUUCAAUCAGUCGCGAAGUGCAAGGGAGGAAAAAGGUGAAGGGUUACGCGCCGUUGGUUCGUGCGGCUCCAAAAUAUGGACCCGUUGGCUCACGUACGCUAGAGGAAGGAGGAGAAGAGGUACGAAAAGCCGAACAGUCUGGGAAGCCCAAAGGAAAGCACAUGAGUGGUGCUUCAAAGAUCAAACGGCACGUCAGGUCCUCGCGAUCUUCACCCAGGCGCGGUCGAGCGAAAAGAGCCAAGAAAGCUGUUUACGUGCAGUCCGAAAAUCUCGAAGUCGUGCCGGACUCAGAAUUGCAGACUCUUCCAGAAUUACCGAUGUUAGACGACUCUGUGCUGAACUUACAAACUCAAUCUCAUUCCAAACUGGACGUAUAUUCAUUACUAGACGAUCGUCAAAUAGAGGACCUCUCAGUACCCGAGCUACGUGCUCUAAUAUUCCACAAGGGAACAGACCUGAUGCAAGUUGCAUGGGAUGCAUACCAACGACUUGUCUCCAUCGAAAUGGACGAAAACAUCCUCCGCGAGCGUUCCGACAACAAAGAUACAGAUACACACGACGACCCACUUACUACUGUCCGGCUACUUGCCACUCUAGCCAAUCGACUAAUAGCAGAACGCAAAAACCACCGAAAGAACUCGAGAGAGAUCUUCCUCCGACUUUUAUCUGUCUACGCUCGUCUACGUCGAGAACGGGGUCAAGCAGAGGGAGUGCCGUACUUGAUGACGGCAGAAUGGAACGCACUGAUCCAUUGUGCGGGAACGGGAUUGCGCGGUAGGCUUUCUCUUGAGGCGUAUAAUGCUGCCUUGGAUGUCCACGAUGAUAUGCUACGCGGAGUGGGCGACGCCAAACUUGCAGGCUACGAAACUCUCGUGAAAGAGGUUGAGCCGGACAUUUAUACGUAUACCACGCUACUCAACAUUGCCUUGCGAUCUGAGCAUCAGCCCGCUAUUGACCAUGCUAUGAAGCUCCUGGAAGACUCGAAGAAGGAGCCGACGCGUAUUACUCAUUUGUGUAUGAUGCGUUAUCGGUAUAGGCUUGAAGGUCUUUCGGGAGCGAGAGCUGUACUCGCCCAGCUUCAUCCUGAGGAGAUUGGUUCGGAUGGGAUUACGGCGUAUUUGACAUGCGCUGGGAACGAGGGAGACUUGAAUGUUAUUGAGAAGAUAUACAACGCCCUUCGACGGAAUAUACAAGAACCGGAACAUAACAACGGGACGUCUAGCACUAUUCAAGUUCAAGAUGACGCCUCCAAUGCAUCCGAAUCUAGUGACGAUGUUGAUAAAUACGUCUCCGUCGAGGGUAUCCGUUUUCCACGUACGCUCGGUCCUUCUGAGGCUGUAUACAACUACGUAAUCCAAAUUUUCGCGUACCACGGCCGUCUCCUAGAAGCACUCCAAAUCUUCACCGAGAUGCUCGAAACGCGUCACCCAUCCCCAUCCUCAUCCUCAUCCCCAGAUAAAGGGGGGUUCUUCCAACCAAACUACGCCGUCUUCCGAGCUCUUUUCCUCGGAUUCGCGAGACACAGUCAUAUGGUCGAAAAACGGCGAGUCCUGGCGAAACGGCUCAUUGAAGGACAAACAACGGAAUGGACUUGGGAUAGGUUUUGUGUCCUUUUGGAUACGUUCUUGGGAUUGGGUGAGACGAUCACACCGAGUGAGAGGAUGGUGUUUUGGAUUAUGAUUGCUGUUAAGAGGUUGACUGGGGAUGAGCAGUUGCUGAGGCAGACUUGGCAUAAGUUAACUUCGCGGUGGCAUAUUCGAAAGGGCGGGAGGUUAAAAGUACUUGACCUUAAGUAUGGAAGUCCGGUAGAAGAGGCAGUGGGGGAACACGGGAAAGAGAAAAGCAUUGUAUAG
Fomitiporia mediterranea MF3/22 is the source of this 2185-nucleotide messenger RNA. RefSeq lists its product as uncharacterized. Gene Ontology annotation, molecular function: protein binding. NCBI's taxonomy places the organism in Eukaryota, Fungi, Basidiomycota, Agaricomycetes, Hymenochaetales, Hymenochaetaceae. The record is from RefSeq and is a predicted model, not a curated record. The coding region runs from base 140 to 2185 and encodes 681 amino acids. The transcript is spliced from 2 exons.